Molecule: messenger RNA, 689 nt
Organism: Hydra vulgaris (swiftwater hydra)
Lineage: Eukaryota; Metazoa; Cnidaria; Hydrozoa; Anthoathecata; Hydridae
Source: RefSeq, a predicted model, not a curated record
GCAAUGAAAAAAGGUGCACUGAUUGCUUCUCUGUGAUUGGUCGUGGAUUGCUUCACAAUUGCACAACAGGAACAUUAAGGCAAAAUUUAGUGGAAGUUGCUUCGAGGGAUCGCAUUGCGGCAGAGAGGGUAGCAUCAUUAACAAUUUCUAAUAAAACUCCAUCACCUUAUGGCACUGUUCGGCUAAGUCAACCACUUGGAGGAAAUCGUUUUCCCGUUGUUCCAGGACCAUCAAGUGCAAGAGAAUUGUUUCCUGCUGUGCCCAAGCUCACGGCACAAGACAUGGUUGGAGUCCAAAUUGGAACUAGAUUGUCAAAUCGUGGCAUGUCCAAAUUGGCAUCAUCUUUGAACCAAGCUACACCUCUCCGGAUUGUAGAAAAAAAUUUCAGAGAAAAAUUCGACAGUUUCAGGAAAUCUCUUUCUGAGCAUUUUGAGACCAAGGCCAUACGAGAUUCUACAAAGAAUGAUGACCAGCACCCUUCACAACUGCUUGUUUUUUGCCCAGAUGUAGGAAGUCUUGCAAAUCACGUUAUCAAAGUAAUGAAUGUUUCAGGAGAUCCGCUGAUAAAGAUUGGCAUUGAUGGAGGUGGUGGGUUUUUGAAAGUAUCUCUUGGAAUCAUUGCCAGAAACACAGAUUCAAAUUCUCCACCACCAAAACGAGGGCUUAAAGCCACAGGAGUCAAACGGUAA